AUGGCUAUCUUUUCAUCCUUAGCGGGUUUUUUUAAUCGAAACAAGAGAAGAAUAUUUAUAACAUCAGCAGUUACAUUUUCCAUCUAUUUACUAGUUAAUGAGUUUGUUAUUAAAAAAUUUAGGAACUAUCAAAAUGCUUUACGUCAAGAGUUUAUGUUUAAACAACAGAUUAGACAACGUUUUAUUCUGACUCAACAAGAUUGUUAUUAUACCAUCCUUGCGUUGCUUCCUGUGUUGGCACAACCUAUAGUUGAUGCAUUACCUGUUGAUUUGAUUACACAAGCAUUGAGGUUGAAAAAGGGUCAACAGAACCAACCGCUGCAACAAGUUGCCAGUGGUAGUAAUAGUGAGUUGACAACUGAUAAUCUUAAUCUUUUGGAUAAUAAUAACAACCCACAACUGCAAUUGUCGGUAUAUAUGAACAAAAGCAAAGCAGAGUUGUGGAAUUUGUUAAAAAUCAAGACAAUUACGAGGACAUUGACUUUGAUGUAUUCAAUUUCUGGAUUAUUGUUGAUUAGCAGAUUACAAAUGAACAUUUUGGCUAGAAGAUCAUAUUUGGAAUCAGCAAUUGUUAUGGCUGGAGUGAAGAAUCCAAGUAAUGAUAUUGAUCCUCAUGAGAAUUAUAUUAUUGAACAAAGUUACCUUUCACUCAGUUGGUGGCUUUUGAAUAAAGGUUGGGGUAAUUUGAGCUCGUUGAUUGAGAAUUUGGUUAUUGAUAAAUUUGAAAGUGUAAGUCCAAAGACUGAGAUUGGUGUUAUUGAUUUUGAACUCAUUUUGACAGAAAUUGUUGAAGAAAUUAACAUCAACAACAAGCAAUAUGUAUUGGAUAACUUGUUUCCAGUUAAAUACCCCGACUUGUUAGAGACUAUAUUGAAUACCAAUUCUGAUGUAAUACAUCAAUUAGAUAUCCCAGAUUCAAAUUUAACCAAAUUAAUCAAUGAAACAAGCUCAAUCAUGUCUGACAAUAACUUGUACUUUUUUGACUUGUUGAAUCAAUUAAUAGCCACCAAUUUGCAUACACUAACAUCUAACCUUUCAUCAAACUUGUCCACCACUUCAAAUAGCUUAAUGAUGAGUGAUACAUUGCCAGACCAACAAAACCAACAACAACACCAAUCAUCAAAGACUAUAGAGUUGGAUAACAAACCAUACAAGCUUGCUAGUUUCUUGGCACAAUUGUCAGUUCAAAAUGGUAUAAUGAUUAAUAACGAUGAUGAUGCUGGGGCUAAUGAUGAAGACGAUUUUGAGAGUUUGAUAAAGAAUCUCAAUAGUGGACAAGACAUGGCAGGUAGUGGUUAUGGUGCUCAUGAACUAAGUGGAAAUGUAUACAUAAACACAUUGAAUAGUUUGGAUGAGCUUGAAAACUUUAGUGCUGGUAUUUACUCCAAUUUUGAGUAA
This is a messenger RNA of Lodderomyces orthopsilosis Co 90-125, 1398 nucleotides long. It is a transcript of the gene PEX3, whose product is annotated as Pex3p. The transcript has a single exon. Gene Ontology annotation, biological process: protein import into peroxisome membrane. NCBI's taxonomy places the organism in Eukaryota, Fungi, Ascomycota, Pichiomycetes, Serinales, Debaryomycetaceae. Gene Ontology annotation, molecular function: protein-macromolecule adaptor activity. Bases 1 to 1398 code for a protein of 465 amino acids. Gene Ontology annotation, cellular component: peroxisomal membrane. The record is from RefSeq and is a predicted model, not a curated record.